AUGAGAAAUAUGGGUUUGGGUUUGGGUUUGGGUUUGGGUUUGGGUUUGGGUUUGGGUUUGGGUUUGGGUUUGGGUUUGGGUUUGGGUUUGGGUUUGGGUUUGGGUUUGGGUUUGGGUUUGGGUUUGGGUUUGGGUUUGGGUUUGGGUUUGGGUUUGGGUUUGGGUUUGGGUUUGGGUUUGGGUUUGGGUUUGGGUUUGGGUUUGGGUUUGGGUUUGGGUUUGGGUUUGGGUUUGGGUUUGGGUUUGGGUUUGGGUUUGGGUUUGGGUUUGGGUUUGGGUUUGGGUUUGGGUUUGGGUUUGGGUUUGGGUUUGGGUUUGGGUUUGGGUUUGGGUUUGGGUUUGGGUUUGGGUUUGGGUUUGGGUUUGGGUUUGGGUUUGGGUUUGGGUUUGGGUUUGGGUUUGGGUUUGGGUUUGGGUUUGGGUUUGGGUUUGGGUUUGGGUUUGGGUUUGGGUUUGGGUUUGGGUUUGGGUUUGGGUUUGGGUUUGGGUUUGGGUUUGGGUUUGGGUUUGGGUUUGGGUUUGGGUUUGGGUUUGGGUUUGGGUUUGGGUUUGGGUUUGGGUUUGGGUUUGGGUUUGGGUUUGGGUUUGGGUUUGGGUUUGGGUUUGGGUUUGGGUUUGGGUUUGGGUUUGGGUUUGGGUUUGGGUUUGGGUUUGGGUUUGGGUUUGGGUUUGGGUUUGGGUUUGGGUUUGGGUUUGGGUUUGGGUUUGGGUUUGGGUUUGGGUUUGGGUUUGGGUUUGGGUUUGGGUUUGGGUUUGGGUUUGGGUUUGGGUUUGGGUUUGGGUUUGGGUUUGGGUUUGGGUUUGGGUUUGGGUUUGGGUUUGGGUUUGGGUUUGGGUUUGGGUUUGGGUUUGGGUUUGGGUUUGGGUUUGGGUUUGGGUUUGGGUUUGGGUUUGGGUUUGGGUUUGGGUUUGGGUUUGGGUUUGGGUUUGGGUUUGGGUUUGGGUUUUGGGUUUGGGUUUGGGUUUGGGUUUGGGUUUGGGUUUGGGUUUGGGUUUGGGUUUGGGUUUGGGUUUGGGUUUGGGUUUGGGUUUGGGUUUGGGUUUGGGUUUUUGGGUUUU
Molecule: messenger RNA, 1059 nt
Organism: Naegleria fowleri
Lineage: Eukaryota; Heterolobosea; Eutetramitea; Acrasida; Naegleriidae
Exons: 1
Source: RefSeq, a predicted model, not a curated record